GGGGGGGCGGCUAUCGCACACCGCUGUGCACCUGCGAGGCAAGCAGCAGUAGUCGCGCGGUCCACAGUCGGGCGUUGCUCACACGGUGGGCCACCAUGGCCAUCGCGACCGUCGCAGCCCUGAUCCUGGUGCUACCGGACUUGGGUUCCAGUUCACCAGCCACAACACAGCCGCCACGUAGUCGCGCCGCGCUCGAGCUUCUCACGACGACGGGGAGCCCGCGGAGAGAAGCCGGGAGGGUGGCGCCGCUCAACGCGACCUCCCCGCCCGGGCUCCGGGUCAUGCCGGACGCGCUGUCCACCCCCAACAUCAUCAAGAGUAACAAGUACCCCGUGGAGGAGCACACCGUCGUGACCGAGGACGACUACGUCAUCACAAUAUUCCGCAUUCCCCACGCCGACCGGCCGGCGGUGUACCUGCAGCACGGCCUCAUGUGCUCGUCCACCGAGUUUGUGAUCAGCGGGCGCAACCGGGCACUGGCUUUCCUUCUCCACGACGCGGGGUACGACGUGUGGUUAGGCAACUUCCGAGGCAACAGGUACUCACGGAAGCACAAAAGGAUGACCACCAGUGACAAGGCAUUCUGGGAAUAUUCAUGGCAUGAGAUCGGCUUCUACGACGUGACCGCUAUGAUCGACUACAUCCUGAACAACACCCGGCGAGAGUCGCUGGUGUUCGUCGGCCACUCCGAGGGCACCACGGCCCUCUUGGCGGCCGCAUCCCUGCGGCCCGAGUACAACGGGAAGGUGUCGAUGUUCAUAGCCCUCGCCCCCGUGGCGUUCUUCAACAACGUGAACACGAUCCUAAUGCGCUUUAUGAUUGCGAUGGAGCCCCUCAUGGAACUAGGCGCCAACAUUCUGGGCCAGUACGACAUCAAGCCCCACCCGCCCCUGAUCAGGUUCGUCACCGACCACAUGUGCAACAAGAAACUGGUCGGACGCUGGGUCUGCACCAACGUCGUGUUCCGCGCCAUAGGCUUCAACGGGCAGCAAGUCGACAAGGAACAAAUCCUGACCAUCCUAAAGACCAUGCCGGCCGGCUGCGCCUUCAGGGAGCUCUCCCACUACUCCCAGGUGUUUUAUAGCGGCAAGUUUCAGCAGUUCGACCACGGAUCGAGGAAAAACAAGGAAAAAUACGGUCAGGACCAACCGCCAGAGUACCCGCUAGAUAACGUCAGCUUACCCGUGUAUGUGUACUACACGGAAAACGACGUAUUCACCUCGACUGAGGACGUGAAGACACUGCGAGACAGGCUCCCAAACGUGAAGAAGUACAAGCGAAUCUUUCACGACUCGUUCAACCACAUGGACUUCACGUACGCCAGGGACGCCAGGAAGCUGCUGUACGACGACAUACUCCGGGACAUCGAGGAAGCUACAAAAGAGGGGAAGGCGUGAAGUUGCUUCUCCAGUGCUCAUGUGGUAAUUUAAUGAAAACAUUAGAACAAAAACAAAAAUACAAAAUCAAAACAGAUACAUUUCCGGUAAUUUGGAAAGCACAUGUAUCAAAGAA
Messenger RNA from Frankliniella occidentalis (western flower thrips), 1512 nucleotides. RefSeq names its product lipase 3-like. Gene Ontology annotation, molecular function: hydrolase activity, acting on ester bonds. Bases 96 to 1397 code for a protein of 433 amino acids. Gene Ontology annotation, biological process: lipid metabolic process. NCBI's taxonomy places the organism in Eukaryota, Metazoa, Arthropoda, Insecta, Thysanoptera, Thripidae. The record is from RefSeq and is a predicted model, not a curated record. The transcript has 11 exons.